Molecule: messenger RNA, 1607 nt
Organism: Zingiber officinale
Lineage: Eukaryota; Viridiplantae; Streptophyta; Magnoliopsida; Zingiberales; Zingiberaceae
Product: protein FATTY ACID EXPORT 2, chloroplastic-like
Exons: 3
Coding region: 784-1491 (235 amino acids)
Cellular component (GO): membrane
Source: RefSeq, a predicted model, not a curated record
GUUGGAUCGAUAAUAAUUCAGCUUCACUCCACCGAGAUCGCCAGAAUAUCGUCCCCUGCGAGCGCGGUGCCCCUAUCGACACUGCCGAGGCCAUAAACGCUGCAGGGCUACCAAAGACAUCCGGCGCACCAUCGCCGAGCGACAAAAGAGGAACGCCAGAAAAGAAGACGUCCUCGUGGAACAGGAAGAGCAACCGGAUCAAGGAGCAACUCGGCGAUUUCUCCGCCAUCUCCACGAGCCCCGGAGAAGAACCCGGCGUCUAGAAUCAGGAGGAUCCACCGCUUUUGGGGUUUGAAGGACCGCCGGGCCAUCUGAAGGCGGUGCGAUUGGUGACGGAGGGUGGCGACCAGGAAUCGACGGUGCGAUUAGGGUUUCAGGUUGCAGCUGCAUUCUGUUUCUGGGGUCCGAGGCGAAGAUGCGAGAGACCUCGAUGGGCCGCUUUAUUUAAGCCUGCUUAUCAAUGGGCCCGAUUCGUUGGAUGAAAUCUUGACCGUUAGUUAUUUUAUGGACGGAUGAUAAUGCCAUUCUACCGCUUACAUGCCACGAACCAUUAUUUUUGGUCCGUUAGAUUUAGGAUUAACAUCUAUGUCCAAACAGCGUACAUCUUUUUUCCUUCUUCAGUGGCCGUAGGGUUCAUUCUUACACUUUAGCCACUUAUAGAACCUCGGUGAAUGCUAAAACAUGAUCCGAGUUAAACAGCGGAUCUGAACUGCUAAAGAACUUUGACCGAUUGCUUUAAACCCGCGCUCGACCAGUUCGCCGUCAUUCCGCAUCCGAUCGGAGAUGGCUGUGAUCACCGCCCUCGCCGUUCUGCCGGCUUCUUCCCAGUCCUCUCUCUUCCUCCGCCGCCUCCCUUUCGCACUCUCUGCUAAAGCCUCCUGCUACCCCUCGCCUCGGGCUUGCUCCGCCUCCCGAUCCGCCGCCAUCUUCUCCCCCAUUCCGCGCUCGUCGCUUCCCCGACCCUGGACGCGUCUCGCCGCGGCCGAGCCUGACGAAGCAAAAAUUGAGGUGGAGGUGGAAAUUGAUGGAGGAGGAGGCGCCGAUGGGUCCGAUCGCGGCUCGGAUGAUGGCGCAGGUGGGGGGAACGGUAAGAGCGGAGGCGGGGAUUCCGAGGAGAGCGAAGAGGGGGGAGCGGAUAAGGAGAAGGGGGAGAAACCGAGUGGGAUGUUAAUGUCGCAGAAGAUCACGCUGGCAUAUGCGGCCCUCGUUGGAGUUGGUGGAAUCAUGGGAUAUGUUAAAGGUGGCAGUCAGAAGUCGUUGGCUGCAGGAGGGAUAUCGGCCUUGCUACUGUAUUUCGUGUACACACAACUUCCAGUGAGGCCAGCUUUCGCUUCAUCUCUCGGUCUAGGUCUAUCUGCAGCUCUCCUCGUAGUCAUGGGUUCUCGCUUCAGGAGGUCCGGGAAGAUCUUUCCAGCAGGUGUUGUAUCUCUUAUCUCAUUGGUCAUGGUUGCUGGCUAUUCUCAUGGAAUUCUCCGUAGCUCGCAUAUCUAAUGUCUCGAUAUGAGUUUGAAUUGUAGAAACUCUUCUUUUCUGGUUCCUGUAGACUCGACUGAGCAUGUCUUGUGGACAUCUAACUUUGAUGCUUGGCAGAUAUUUUCUUCUGCAAA